CAAAAUUAGGCCAUAUGUUCCCACAUUUCUAAGAUUUUUUUCAAAAUUAGGCCAUAUGUUCCCAGCAAAACGAUUAGCAGCCAAACAUAACGCAUAAAGCGGUGACAAGGUAAAACAACAUGGCAGAGGGUACUAUUCUACUUCUUCUGAGACACAAAAUAUUUAACCGUUCAAAUCUCUUCCUCAGUUAAUUUAAAUAAUAUUUAUUUCCCCUUCUUUUUAAAAUAAUCGUACCAUGGUUUGGUUUGGAUGUUUUCUUUCACCCACAAUCAUUUUAUUUAAAUUAAAUUAGAACAAUAUAAAAUGUUUGCUGCUUUAUUAAAAGGAAAUGAUUCAAAAGUAUAUUUUACUUGCAAUAUGCAAAAAUAUAGGCUAACAGGUAUUGAGAAGAAAGGAGUCAAAGUUGAUUAUAUUCUCACUACUUUUAAUUUUCUUUAAAUCAAACUAUUGUUUUAUAAAAGUAGUUUUAUCUUGAUCUUUUAUCUCAAAACAAACACACACAGGCUGGGUGAUAUACUGUGUAAUCUGUUAAUUUGAGGUCACGUGACCUGUGUGGAUGUAUCCUAAGAACGUGUAACCUGAGUGGAGUCGCGUGUCAGUAAUUGGAUGAGCCUCUGAUUGGCUGAAGGCCUCGGACCCAUACUGGCAACACGUACUCUGCUGCGUCACGGAUUUUAAUCUGUAGCUGCGCGCAGUGAGGACACCACCGGAAACGACGCGGCUCUGCCUUCAAAAUAAAAUCAGAAAAGACGUAUUGCCAGUUUUUAAUCCGCAGAAGAUGACUUCCACGAAGACAGAAGCGUCACUUUGACUUAAAAAAAUGCAAGCCACGAAAGUUCUCAAGCCCAAACCAGUGGAGGCCACGAGCCAGACCCUCGAGAAAACCAAACCGGUGAAGGUGCGCACGGUUAACGGAGCACCAAGUCAGCUCACGGUCCCCGCUGUGCGUAAAAGCCGUGCGUCGAGCUGCCCGAGAUGUCCGCCGCGGGACAGGUGUGAGCGGGGGCGCGCCGGAGCGGAGGGCCCCCCCUUCAGAAGGAGCUGUGAAAGGAGGGCCAGGUCCAGCUCCACCGCCCCCAAAACAACCGCGAGUACAAACGGGGACAGUCGGAGGGCGAGUCCGUCUGGGAAACAUGCUGCCGGUAACCCAAAAUGUCCCGGUCCGAGGGAGCAGCAGGGCGUCCGCGCGGAGACGAGAAGUCAGAGUCACAAAGCUUUCACCGUCAUCCCUCCGAACCCCAAGAAAAGAAGAGAGAUCCAGAGAAAGGCGGAGGCGGAGCUCGCCGCUUUAGAGGAGCUUCGGCUGAGCAGAGUGAUGGCGUACGUCUCCAUUGACCCCAGCAGUGUCGGUGGCUGUAUGAGUCUGGAGGAAGUACGGUUGAAGCAGCAGCAGGAAAUGAUGCAAGCCAAGAGGAAACCUAAACCGAUGAAGAAGCAGGUGAUGGAGGAACCAUCUGUCCUGAAAUGCUGAGCGUCGCCUCUCCUCCCGUCUCUACCGGCAGCUCAACUCCUCGCUGUAGUUGUUUAACACAAAGGUUUUAAAAAUCACAUGUUUAAAUCUAAAAAAAUGUAAAUGAAACCUGUAUAGAAACAGUAUUUGUAUACAAAGAAUGGCACUGUGAAGAUUUCAUACUGCAUUAUACGAUGCGUUUUGUAUACAGUUGUUUAGUAUGUCGUGUCAUGUGUAUUUUAUAUAUUAAAUGUAUGUCAAGUAAAAAUCAUACAGUUCAAGGGUUAGUUCACUCAAAUUACAAAGAAAACACAAUUUCCCACUUUUAUUUUCUCACGUAUGAGUAUCUAGACAUGGAUUUCUUACAUGCAUCUGGCAUCCCAAAAGUUUUUUUUAUAUUUAUUUUUGGAAGAAUAAAAAAUGGACUGAUUAGCAAAGCCA
This is a messenger RNA of Perca fluviatilis (European perch), 1891 nucleotides long. RefSeq lists its product as uncharacterized. The record is from RefSeq and is a predicted model, not a curated record. The transcript has 6 exons. The coding region runs from base 821 to 1471 and encodes 216 amino acids. Lineage: Eukaryota; Metazoa; Chordata; Actinopteri; Perciformes; Percidae.